GCCCAUUUUAUGUGGCUAUGCGCUUCUGGAAUUAUGCUUUUAUCAUCGCGAUGUGGGUAUUUUUCCCGGGAGCUGUUGCUUUAGUUGGCUCAAUCUUCUUUCUAUUUCUACGCAGUAGACAGAAGAAGGCUAUCGCAGAAGCACCGCCACGACCAAAUGUCAACUGGGAUAAGCAAUCCCUUCCUGUUAAAGGUGAACCCGGUGUUUACAAAAGCGGUCUUCUCACAAAUGACAACGAAAAUGUGAUUGAACGCAUCUACCCGGAUGUGGAGACACUUUAUGAUGCAUUCCUACAUGGCUUGAAGAAAUCCCACGACGGAGAUUGCCUCGGAAAACGAGGACCUGACGGGAAAUACUACUUCCGCAAAUAUUCUGCAAUUUUGAAAGAUUCUGAAAAACUUGCAUCUGCUUUGCUGGGAGUGCUGGGACUAAAACCGGGUGACAAAAUCGGUAUCUACUCGCAAAAUCGUCCAGAAUGGAUGAUUACGGCCUUAGGCUGCAUUCAGCAAUCAGUAAUUUUGGUGCCGCUUUACGAUACGCUAGGUGCUGACGCUGCUUCAUUCAUUGUCUCACAAACUGAAACCAGCGUCAUUUUGGUCGAUGCCGUUCAAAAGGCGAAGAAUUUGCUGUCAAAAAAAGAUUCAAUGCCCUCACUCAAAAUCAUUAUUAUGGCGGACAAAAAAGAUUUCACAUAUGAAUUGACUAAGGAGACGCAGGUCCAUGGCAUUAGGUUGAUGUCCUUCGAAGAGAUUCUUUACGCAGGCACAGAAAAACCUCAAUUAAGGCAUCUACCAAACAAGGAUAACAUUUACAUAAUCUGCUACACCUCAGGAACCACUGGAAGGCCGAAAGGAGUUAUUUUGACGCACAAAAAUGUUAUGGCCAAUGUUAGCUCUUUUGCAUAUAUAGCCACAACAAUGGAGCCACGGUUACUUGACGAAAAUAAUACGGCUUUAUCGUAUCUACCGUUGUCGCACAUGAUGGAGCAAGUUGCUCAUUGGGUAAUGCUUAUGUAUGGAUGUCGUAUAGCCUACUAUAGCGGAAGCAUUCCGCGUCUUACUGAGGAUAUUGAGGCUUGUGUACCUACAGCUUUGAUGGCCGUGCCACGAAUAUUGAAUAGAAUCUACGCUGCAAUUCAGGCUAAAGUACAGAAGAACAUUUUCUCGAGAAUGAUCUACAGUAUUGCCCAUUCGCAGAAGCUUGGACUACUAAAACAAGGCAUAACCACAAAGGACACAAUCUGGGACAGAUUAGUUUUUAGAAACGUUCAGAAGCAACUAGGCGGUCAAGUCAACUUCAUAAUGGUAGGUUCCGCUCCUCUUUCAGAAGAAGUCUUGCAAACAUGUCGAAUUGCUUUGGGUACAAGGAUAGCUGAAGCUUAUGGUCAAACAGAAUGCACAGCCAUUGUUACCCUGGGUUGGCUUGGGGACUGGACUGGUGGUCAUUGUGGAGGAGUCUCAACAUGCUGUAACAUAAAACUUAUUGAUGUUCCUGAGUUAAAUUAUUAUGCCAAGGAUGGCCGAGGAGAGAUCAUGGUCCGAGGACCAAGUGUCACUCAAGGCUAUUAUAAAGAUCCUGAAAAGACUAAAGAGCUUUUUGCCGAAGAUGGAUUCAUACAUAGCGGUGAUAUUGGUGAACUUCAGCCAAAUGGCACAAUAAAAAUUAUAGAUAGAGCGAAACAUAUAUUCAAACUAGCACAGGGUGAGUACGUGGCUCCAGAAAAAAUAGAAAAUAUCUAUAUCCGCAGUCCAGUAGUACAGCAAGUGUUUGUUGAUGGUAAUAGUUUAGAAGGCUAUCUUAUUGGCGUGGUAGUUCCUCAGCCAGAAGUCAUGGAGGAAUGGAAUAAAGAGAAUGGCGUGGAAGGCCGCACCUUGAAAGAAAUCUACGAGGACAAAAAGGCACAAGACUAUGUGCUUUCGAAGCUACAACAAAUCGGAAAAGAAAAUAAACUCAAUUCAAUAGAACAGGUGAAACGGGUAUAUUUGGAGAUGGAUCCAUUCAGUGUAGAAAACGAUCUACUCACUCCAACAUUGAAAGCCAGGCGGCCUCAACUACGUCAAAAAUAUAAGGAAAUAAUGAAUAAGAUUUAUGAAGACAAUAGAAAUUCGUAAUGGUUUUUUCAUGAAUAUGUCGAACUUAAUGUUACAUCGUUGCAAUGUGAUUUAUUCACAGUACUCCCGAGUACGCAGGAAUAAAUUGAUAUUAUUGUGUGAAAGAG
Messenger RNA from Cylicocyclus nassatus, 2218 nucleotides. Lineage: Eukaryota; Metazoa; Nematoda; Chromadorea; Rhabditida; Strongylidae. The record is from the annotation of a GenBank genome assembly.